AUGGCUUUUGAUCCUCCUCCUAGAUUCCAACGAAAUAAGCCAACAAUCCUUUCAGAGGCUGACGCGGUGGAAUUCUAUAACCGCCAACAGUCAGCCCCACUCAAAGUACAACUUUUCAGUGUCAAUAGCACAGUGGAGAACUCUGCUCCGGAGAAGUAA
Molecule: messenger RNA, 159 nt
Organism: Sclerotinia sclerotiorum 1980 UF-70
Lineage: Eukaryota; Fungi; Ascomycota; Leotiomycetes; Helotiales; Sclerotiniaceae
Exons: 2
Coding region: 1-159 (52 amino acids)
Source: RefSeq, a predicted model, not a curated record